Messenger RNA from Chiloscyllium plagiosum (whitespotted bambooshark), 5924 nucleotides. It is a transcript of the gene abcb4, whose product is annotated as ATP binding cassette subfamily B member 4. The record is from RefSeq and is a predicted model, not a curated record. Gene Ontology annotation, cellular component: mitochondrial inner membrane. Gene Ontology annotation, biological process: oligopeptide export from mitochondrion. Gene Ontology annotation, molecular function: ATP binding; ATP hydrolysis activity; ABC-type oligopeptide transporter activity. Lineage: Eukaryota; Metazoa; Chordata; Chondrichthyes; Orectolobiformes; Hemiscylliidae.
AGUCCAUUGUGCUUGAGGAACUCACCCAUUUUGACUCUUGCAGUCAUUGAGGACACUUUGGAGGGGAUUUUUCCUUUAACCCCGUGGUAACGUUCCUCUACUCUGAGGCAUCCCUCACCAGGAAAACGAGCGUGAAGAGAUGCCAAACCAAUAUCUAAAAGGAAGCACAGAUGAGACUGACAAAAGUGAAGAUGAUGUUCCUACUGAUGGAAAAGUUGAGAAAGACAGUAAAACAAAAGAGAAGGAGAAAAAGCCUAAAAUGGUCAGCCCACUGGCUUUGUUUCGCUUUGCAAGUUGUGCAGACAAACUUCUAAUGGUGCUUGGUAGUGUUGCUGCUUUAAUUCACGGAGCUGGCAUGCCUCUCAUGGUCAUCGUAUUUGGACAGAUGACGGACAGCUUUGUCAACCAUGAAAUUGCACAAAACCUGUCAGCUUUUGGAGAACAGUAUGUUCAAGUGAGUAGUAAUGCUUCCGAGACAUUAGAGGAACAGAUGACAAGAUUUUCCUAUUACUACGUGGGCUUAGGGGCAGCUGUUCUGGUUGCAGCCUAUAUCCAAGUUUCCUUCUGGUCAUUAACUGCAGCAAGACAGACACAAAAGAUAAGAAAGACUUUUUUUCAUUCAUUGUUACGGCAGGAAAUAGGAUGGUUUGAUGUAAUUCAGAUUGGCGAACUCAACACCCGUCUAACAGAUGAUAUUGCAAAGAUAAGUGAAGGAAUUGGUGAUAAAAUAGGCUUGCUGAUACAAUCACUAGCCUCCUUUAUAGGGGGUUUUGUGGUUGGCUUUAUCAAAGGAUGGAAACUAGCACUGGUGAUUCUGGCUGUGAGUCCGGUUCUAGGAAUUUGUGCAGCAAUCUGGUCCAAGUUGUUGACUUCGUUCACAAAACAAGAGCAAAAUGCAUAUGCAAAAGCUGGAGCUGUGGCUGAGGAGGCGUUGUCAGGUUUCAGGACUGUUGUAGCUUUUGGAGGACAAAAGAAAGAAGUUGCAAGGUAUGAGAAGAAUUUGAUUGAAGCUAAGAACGUUGGAAUCAAAAAGUCAAUUAGCAGCAAUAUAGCGGUGGGUUUCACCUUCUUAAUGAUCUAUGCGUCGUAUGCCCUGGCAUUCUGGUAUGGAAGUACCCUGAUAUUGGAUGAUAAUUAUACAAUUGGAAAAGUGCUAACAGUGUUCUUUUCGGUGCUGAUUGGGGCAUUUUCUAUUGGCCAGACUUCACCAAAUAUUGAGGCACUUGGCAGUGCAAGGGGAGCAGCCUACAUAGUCUUCAACAUCAUUGAUCAGGAACCAUCAAUUGACAGUUUUUCAGAAAGUGGACAUAAACCUGAUCAAGUUAAAGGAGAUGUUGAAUUUAUAAAUGUGCACUUCAAAUACCCUUCCCGGUCUGAUGUUCAGAUAUUAAAAGGUCUCAACUUGAAGUUGAAAUGCGGGCAAACAGUUGCUCUGGUUGGCAGCAGUGGCUGUGGUAAAAGCACCACCAUCCAACUUCUGCAGAGAUUCUAUGACCCUGAAGAAGGAAUGAUUAUGCUUGAUGGACAGGAUAUCCGAACUUUGAAUGUUAGGCAUCUCAGGGAAAUGAUUGGAGUGGUGAGCCAGGAACCUAUACUCUUUGCAACCACGAUAGCUGAAAACAUUCGUUACGGUCGUCAAAAUGUCAGUAUGACUGAGAUAGAAGAAGCUACCAAGGAAGCUAAUGCAUAUGAUUUUAUUAUGAAACUGCCAGAUAAAUUUGAAACGUUAGUUGGCGAAAGAGGCACACAGCUAAGCGGAGGCCAGAAGCAAAGAAUUGCCAUUGCCCGUGCUCUGGUACGCAAUCCAAAGAUUCUGCUGCUGGAUGAAGCUACAUCAGCUUUAGAUGCUGAGAGUGAAGCUACUGUUCAAGCUGCUCUUGAUAAGGUACGCCAAGGCCGCACUACUAUAGUUAUUGCUCACCGUCUGUCAACAGUCCAAAAUGCAGACCUCAUUGCGGGAUUACAGGAUGGUGUCAUUUCAGAGAUGGGAACCCAUAAAGAGCUGAUGGCGGCAAAAGGAAUUUAUCAUGCGUUGGUGACGACACAGACGUUUAAGGAUGAAGAUGAUGAGACAGAUGAAUUGGCUAAUGAAGCUGAACCUAAGACUGUUGCCACAAAGCCACUGCGAAGGCGGUCAACACGUGCCAGCAUGAAAAAGCCAGGAACAGCUACAGAAAACAAGGAUGCUGAUGUUGUUCCACAGGAUGAAAAUCUUCCCAACAUGUCCUUUCUGCAUAUUCUUAAGAUGAAUAAGACCGAAUGGCCGUAUAUACUUGUGGGAACAUUCUGUUCUAUUCUAAAUGGUGUCCUGCAGCCAGCAUUUGCCUUAAUAUUUUCCGAAAUUAUUGCUGUUUUCGCUAAUACAGACAAAAACCAUAUUCGCCAGCAGAGUACACUUUUUUCGCUGUUAUUCCUAGCACUUGGAGGUAUCUCCUUCAUCACAUUUUUUCUACAGGGUUUCACAUUUGGCAAAUCUGGAGAGAUACUGACACUGAGACUCCGAUACUUGGCCUUUAAGGCAAUGAUGCGACAGGAUGUUAGCUGGUUUGAUGAUUCUAAGAACGGCACCGGAGCAUUGACUACCAGACUUGCUACUGAUGCAUCUCAAGUUAAAGGGGCUACGGGUGUCAGACUUGGUUUGAUUUCACAGAAUACAGCUAAUCUAGGAUGUUCAAUUAUUAUUUCCUUCGUCUAUGGCUGGCAGCUGACACUGUUGAUCUUGGCUAUUGUGCCAAUCUUGGCAUUAGCAGGACUGAUACAAAUGAGAAUGCUCACGGGACAUGCCAACAAAGACAAGUCUGAACUUGAGAAAGCAGGAAAGAUUGCUACAGAGGCAGUCGAAAACAUUCGAACUGUUGUAGCUCUAACAAGGGAACGAAAGUUUGAAGAAAUGUAUGAAGAAAACAUGAAAGUUCCUUCCAGGAAUUCAAUAAAGAAGGCUCACGUUUACGGAAUCACCAGUGCAAUUUCACAAGCAAUUGUCUACUUUGCCUAUGCAGCAUGUUUUCGAUUUGGGGCCUGGCUGGUGACAAAUAAUUACAUGGCUUUCCGGGAUGUUUUCCUUGUAUUCUCAGCAAUUGUAUUUGGAGCUAUGGCUUUGGGACAGACCAGCUCAUUUGCACCAGACUACGCAAAGGCCAAGAUCUCAGCAGCCCACAUCAAAAUGCUGCUUGAUCAAACACCAUCUAUAGACAGCUACAGUGAAAGUGGGGAUGUUCCUGCAUCUUUUGAAGGAAUAGUGAAGUUCGAGGAUGUUGGCUUUAACUAUCCUACUCGACCUGAUAUGAUGGUGUUGCAAAAUUUGACACUUUCAGUUGGGAAGGGGCAAACCUUGGCUCUAGUGGGGAGCAGUGGCUGUGGGAAAAGUACCACUGUACAGCUGCUGGAGAGGUACUAUGAUCCACUACGUGGAAGAGUGUUUUUAGAUGGGCACAACAUGAAGGAUCUCAAUAUUCAGUGGGCCCGGGCACAGAUGGGUAUUGUGUCCCAGGAACCUGUUUUGUUUGACUGCAGUAUUGCUGACAACAUUGCUUAUGGAGACAACAGCAGAGUUGUGUCCCAGGAGGAGAUAGAGGUUGCAGCCAAAGCAGCAAACAUACAUAUGUUUAUUGAAACUCUGCCUCAGAAAUACAAUACGUGUGUUGGAGACAAGGGUGCCCAGCUCUCUGGAGGUCAGAAACAGCGUGUUGCCAUUGCUCGAGCCUUAGUCCGAAACCCCAAGAUCCUCCUCUUGGAUGAAGCUACUUCAGCACUGGAUACAGAAAGUGAAAUGAUCGUCCAAGAAGCGCUGGAUAAAGCAAGAGAGGGACGUACCUGCAUUGUUAUAGCUCAUCGCCUGUCUACCAUCCAGAAUGCUAAUAAAAUAGCAGUGUUUAGCAAUGGCCGGAUUGCAGAGGAAGGAACACAUCAUCAGCUUCUUGCUAACCAGGCUCUAUACCACAGUCUAGUGACAGCACAAAUGGGAAAAAACUGAGUGACUUAAGGAAAGAAAAAGAAAAUGAAAUUACUGCAAUGCAGUCAUUGAAAAAUUGUAAAUUAGUAGUUCAGUUGUAAUUUCUGUUAAAUACCAAUGAAAAAGUAAACCCAUGGAACAACACUUUUCUUUUAAUUUCUGAAGCUCCCUUAACAUCAAAAGAAUGGCCAAAGAUGAUUUAAGCUAACUUUAUCUUCACCUUGACAAUACAAAUUAUUAUCGCAAUUUACAUUUAUACUAAAGUGUUGGAGUGAAAUCAGCCACCUGAAUGUUAAUCAAAUCUCAAACAAAAGCAAAGUAGUGCAGAGACAGGAUAUCUGAAGUAAAAACAGAAAAUGCUGGAGGACCUCAGCAGAGGUGAGAGAAACAGAAUUGAUAUUUUGAGUCCAAUAUAACUCUUCUUGGAACACCAAGUCUCUGCAUUUCUGAUUUUUUUUGUUAAACUCGUUUUGUAAUCUGUUUAGAAAAUGUUAGAUAUGUAAGGUUAAAAUCAAAUGUGCUCCCAGGUUUCUUGGACUAAUAUUAAUGCAUAUGAUGGUUGGCCUGAAAGGGUUAACCCAACAGUGUAUCUUCUGCCGCUGCAUUGGCACAGGAAUUCAGCGCCAUUGGCAUUAUCAAUUUGCGCCUUGAACUAGAAGCCAGUGCUGACUUAACCCAUAUCCAUUUGUUUGGUGUUGCUAAUGCCCAAGAAAUCCUUGCCACUGUCACUGCAGUAGCAGGUUUUGUCAGCCGCUGUCACUUUAUUGUCCUAUUUUUUGAUGCAAGCACCUUGCUGCUUUGUUACUGGCAGUGACCUUAAAGGCACCACAACUGCUUGGGUAGUGAGUGUAGCCCCAGCAGUUGGAGUGGUAUAAAGUCCAUGCUUAACACAAAGCUUUGCAUAGCUACACCCACUGAGAUAUAUAACAGUCUUCAGGAGGAGCUAGUCAGUGGUGUUUGUGUGUUAUUCUGAAGUCCUCUUUAGUCUCUUUUUAAAGUUAGCAAUGACAUACCUUAAGCCUUGACCUGUAUCUCCUUAGAAGACACCAGAGUGUUGGAACCUUCACAAUUUAAAAUGAGCAGUUUGAUUUCAACACAGAAAUGCAGAGCGUUAUUGCAUGUUGAUGCAGAUUCAAGAUUAUGGAUACUUUAGACAGCAAGUUAAAUUGGUCAGCAUGGAAGAAAUCCUUCCUGAGACAGAUUUGCUUCAGAUCAGCAGAGCAAAUGACAUGCCAAAUAUGUUCAAGCACUGCUUUAGUCUGUGGGACCAUGAGCAGACCAUGUUAUUAACAGACAAAUAAAUAAAGAAAAUGCUGAUGCCUUUGAUGUCUUAAAAACGUGACAACUAUUUUACUUAGAGAAUCAGUUAAGGAACAAGCAAAAUUCAAUAAAAAUAACAAUUUCUGGGGGAACCUUUAUCGAUGAUCUUUCUACUUUACCUGAAGCUCAUGAAUGUGGAGCAUGACAACCAGAACUAAUCAGAGACAGAAUUGUCAUUUGAAGUUUUGGUUAGUCUCUUCUACCUCUUUUACAGUUUAAUGAAUAUCUCACACUUGAAAGUGCUAAUCAGAUUGUGUUCGAAGCUGAGAUUUCAAAAAGACAAAUUUUGUGGAAUAGAAGGACAAAUUUAUUUCAGAAGUAAAACCUUUGAACAUUAUAAGAUACAAACACACCAAGCAGUCACAAGACAAAUCAACACAAAUGGUCUUUAAUUUCUUUGAUGCUGCUGGGAGGCAUAGACCAAGGAAUAGAGCAAAGAAAAACUCACAAAAGCAAUGUCCAGCUCUAUCUCAAGAGUGUCGUCAUUGCAAAAAAGUGAGACAAUCUCAAAAAUGUGCAAAGAACAGAAACAAUGCUGGUGCCAUAAGUCAAUGCAUUAUUGCAAACACUAUUAGAAAAGUUGGACUCCCUAGAUAAUAUUAGGAGGAAGUGAGGACUGCAGAUGCUGGAGAUCAGAGCUGAAAAUGUGUUG